Molecule: messenger RNA, 2230 nt
Organism: Tupaia belangeri chinensis (Chinese tree shrew)
Lineage: Eukaryota; Metazoa; Chordata; Mammalia; Scandentia; Tupaiidae
Gene: CIBAR1
Product: CBY1 interacting BAR domain containing 1
Exons: 9
Coding region: 85-936 (283 amino acids)
Biological process (GO): cilium assembly
Cellular component (GO): ciliary basal body; ciliary transition zone
Source: RefSeq, a predicted model, not a curated record
CCCGGCCGUGCACGAGGCAAGAUGUUGAGGCGCAGCCUGGAAAACCGGUAACAGCUCCGGGCCUAGCUGCCCAGGGCCGCCCAUAUGGACGCUCAAACGAGACAACUGCAAGAUGCUGUCACAAAUGUGGAGAAGCAUUUUGGAGAGCUGUGCCAAAUCUUUGCUGCCUAUGUGCGGAAAACUGCCAGGCUGCGAGACAAAGCAGACCUCUUGGUGAAUGAAAUCAACGUGUAUGCCUCUACAGAGACCCCACAUUUAAAGCAGGGCCUGAAAAACUUUGCAGAUGAGUUUGCCAAACUUCAGGAUUAUCGACAAGCCGAGGUUGAAAGACUUGAAGCCAAAGUAGUUGAACCUUUGAAAGCUUAUGGAACCAUUGUAAAAAUGAAACGGGAUGACCUCAAAGCCACAUUAACAGCAAGGAAUCGAGAAGCUAAGCAGUUAAGUCAAUUAGAAAGAACACGUCAGCGAAACCCAUCUGAUCGACAUGUUAUUUCACAGGCAGAAACUGAAUUACAGAGAGCUACAAUGGAUGCUACCCGGACAACUCGUCAGCUGGAGGAAACUAUUGACAAUUUUGAAAAGCAAAAAAUAAAGGAUAUCAAGACUAUAUUUUCAGAAUUUAUCACAAUUGAAAUGUUAUUUCACGGCAAGGCUUUAGAGGUCUACACUGCUGCCUACCAAAAUAUACAAAAGAUUGAUGAGGAUGAAGAUUUAGAGGUUUUCCGAAAUUCUCUGUAUCCACAAGAUUACUCAUCUCGUUUAGAUAUUGUAAGAGCAAAUUCAAAGUCACCUCUUCAGAGAUCACUGUCAACUAAAUGUGUAUCUGGAACAGGACAGGUAUCUACCUGUCGAAUAAGAAAGGAUCAACAAGCAGAAGAUGAUGAUGAUGAUGAUGAUGAUGAUGAAGAGUUAGAUGUUACAGAAGAAGAAAAUUAAUUUUCUUAAGUAAACUUCACAUUUCCAUUUUCAUCUUAAAUGACUCUCAAUACAGGAUUACUAAACUGUAAAACUUUAUACUUGCUUGAUAUAUUAAACCUCAAAAUGAAAUCCUACAAAUGGAAAAAUAAUUAAAAGAAAUUACACUGACCAAAAAUGAAGGUUUAAAAAAAAUUAUACAACAGUCAUUUCAAUGUCCUACCUGAUAGUAUAUGAUCUUUUUGUAUAUGUUCCAUUUUUUAAGAGAUUAUGUAUUUCAAAGUAUUUCAUAUUAAUGUACUAUAUAAUUAGUUGAAUUUGCAAUAGUUAAGUAGAUAACAAAACCCAAGAUCUAACAAUUCCGUUUCGCUUCUUUUAGGUGAAGUGAGGAGUUUAUACUUUCAUCACCAGAAAAGGGUCUUAUAUAGUAGUUCUGAUUACAUACAAAUUCUGUUCCAUGAUGCCUUAAGUAAAAUUUUUUUUCUUUUUUCAUUUUACUAAAACCUUAUAUUUCAACAUUUGAUAUGUAAAUUUAUUUUCAAACAUUAAGUAUAAUAAAAUAAAGGUAGUGGGACACUAAGAAAUCAGUGUUUUAUAAAUACACAUAAAGCAGAAAUUUCAGUUUGAAAAAAGUUACAACCUGAUUCUGAUUUUAAAACUGUCAUCUUAAGGCUUUAUAUAUGGUACUACAACUUCUAGAAAGCUAAUAAUUUGUUGGAAUGUUGUCUCAUCAUGAAAUACCAUAAAUGAUUAAAAAUUCUAUAAAAAUUUUACCAUGCUACCAUUUAGUUAAUAAAAUGGUAUAUACUUUUGUUCCUAAAAAUACAAAACAAUUUAAUCAGGGCCUUUCAGUGUAUCUGAUGUUUUUGAUUCUUUUGGCAAGAAAUUACAACUUUUGUUUUUUCAUGGAUCCCAGUAAGGCAAAAGAAAAAAAAAGAAAUUUGUAGAAAUUAUUUGGGAUAACCAGAUCGAUCAAUUUAUUCAUAAGAGAAGAAUAAAGACUUUCUGGAAAGUUUUUCAGACUUUGCAUUCAUGCUUCUGUUCUUAACAAAGUACUACUGCCUAAGAAUAAUCCUAAGUGAUAAAACUACUUCAGUACUUUUUAAAUAAAACAUUCAAAACAUUUUAAAACCCUAAAUAAAUGAACAGCCUUAAUAACUUUCAGAUAUCAUUGGAUUUUUAUUAUUUUCUCAGUCAUUAUUUAAUUUGGUGUUGAGGUCACGGAAAACAGGCUAUAGUAUUUUACUUGCAACUUACUAAAUAGUAACUUACUUCCUUUAGCAUCAGUUAAGGUAAAACAAUGCCUAAUACAUAA